CGAGCUGGGAGGGGAGUUGCCGCCCUCGGCAUAAACAGGCGGGCGUGGGUGCGCAUGGGGCGUGCGGGGCGCUCGGGCUGCGGGCAGUGAGCUGUGCUCGCGGAGCAGCGGCCUGGGAGCAGCGGCCGGGAGCAGCUGGCCUUGGCGCAGGAGGGGAGGCCUGCUGGGCGCAGGGUCCAUCAUGGCCAGUGGCAGCUGUCAGGGGUGCGAGGAGGAGGACGAGGAAACUUUGAAGAAGUUGAUAGUCAGGCUGAACAAUCUCCAGGAAGGAAAGCAGAUAGAGACGCUGGUCCAAAUUCUGGAGGAUAUGCAGGUGUUCACCUACGCUGACCACGCCGCCAAGUUAUUUCAAGGCAAAAAUGUCCACGUGCCUCUGUUGAUCGUCUUGGACUCCUAUGUGAGAGUGGCCUGCGUGCAGCAGGUGGGUUGGUCACUUCUAUGCAAAUUAAUAGAAAUCUGUCCAGAUAUAAUGCAAAGCUUAACGGGACCCCAGGACAUUGGAUGCGAUUGGGAAGUCCUUGGUAUUCACCAGCUGAUUAUUAAAAUGCUUACAGUUCAUAAUGCCAGUAUGAACCUGUCAAUGGUUGGACUGAAGGCCUUAGAUCUCCUUCUAACUUCAGGUAAAAUCACUUUGCUGAUAUUGGAUGAAGACAGCGAUAUUUUCUUAUUAAUUUUUGAUGCCAUGAAAAAGUUUUCAGCCAAUGACGAGGUCCAGAAACUUGGAUGCAAAGCUUUACAUGUGCUAUUUGAGAGAGUUUCAGAGGAGCAACUGACUGAAUUUGUCGAGAAUAAAGAUUAUAUGAUAUUGCUAACUGCGUUAAAAAACUUUAAAGAUGAGGAGGAAAUUGUGCUUUACGUACUGCGCUGUUUACAUUCCCUAGCAAGUCCUUGCAACAAUGUUGAAGUCCUCAUGAGUGGCAACGUCAGGUGUUACAACAUUGUGGUAGAAGCCAUGAAAGCAUUCCCUGUCCAUGAAAAAAUUCAAGAAGUGAGUUGCUGCUUGCUCCAUAGACUUACGUUAGGUAAUUUUUUUAAUAUCCUGGUAUUAAACGAGGUGCAUGAGUUUGUGGUGGAAGCUGUGCAGCGGUACUCAAAGAACGCAACGUUGCAAAUCGCAGGGCUCAGCUGUUUAGCGCUCCUCACUGAGACCAUUUUUUUAAAUCAAGACUUAGAGGUAAAGAAUGAAAACGAGGAGAAUGAAGAUGAUGAGGAAGAAGAUAAAUUGUUUUGGCUAGAAGCCUGUUACAAAGCCCUAACUUGGCAUAGAAAGAACAAGCAUGUGCAGGAGGCUGCCUGCUGGGCCUUAAACAAUCUCCUUAUGUACCAGAACAGUUUGCACGAGAAGAUCGGAGAUGAAGAUGGCCAGUUCCCAGCUCAUCGGGAAGUGAUGCUCUCCAUGCUGAUGCAUUCUUCAUCAAAAGAAGUCUUUCAGGCAUCUGCGAACGCUUUGUGCACCCUUCUAGAACAAAAUGUUAAUUUCAGAAAAAUCCUGUUGUCAAAAGGAAUCUACCUGAACGUGCUGGAGUUGAUGAAGAGGCAUCUACACUCCCCUGAAGUGGCUGAAAGUGGCUGCAAAAUGCUGAACCAUCUUUUUGAAGGAAGUAACGUUUCCCUGGAUGUAAUGGCAGCAGUGGCCCCCAAAAUAAUAACAGUUAUGAAAAGUCACGGGGCAUCAUUGUCAGUGCAGCUGGAGGCUCUUCGAGCCAUUUUACAUUUCCUGCUUCCAGGCAUGCCAGAGGAAGUCACAGAAGAUACCGAAUAUAAACACAAGCUAAAAAUUGUUACAAAUCAGUGUUUCAGGAAUGAUAUUCACAAACUGGUCCUGGGAUCUUUAAACAGGUUCAUUGGAAAUCCUGGGAUUCAAAAAUGUGGAUUAAAAGUAAUUUCUUCUAUAGCACGUUUUCCUGAUGCCUUAGAGGUGUUAUCUCUGGAAGGUGCUAUUGAAUCGGUGCUGCAAACACUGAAGAUGUAUCCGGAUGACCAAGAAAUUCAGCGUCUGGGUUUAAGUCUUAUAGGAUGCUUGAUUACAAAGAAGAAUUUAAUCCUAGGAAUUGAGAAUCCGCUGGCAAAAAUUCUGGUUUCCAGUUUGCAACGAUUUAAGGAUAUUACUGAAUUACAGACUAAAGGAUUUCAGACAGUCUUGACCGUGCUGGAAUGUUCAGAGUCUUUUUCCAAGCUGUUGGUGCAUUAUUCCUUUGACUUAGUAAUAUUCCAUCAGAUGUCCUCCAGUCUCAUGGAACAGAAGGAUCAACAGUUUCUAAGCCUUUGUUGCAAGUGCUUUGCAAAAUUAGCCAUGGAUGAUGAGUUAAAAGGUGUGAUGCUAGAGAGAGCAUGCGAUCAGAAUAACAGCAUCAUGGUUGAAUGCUUGCUUCUGCUGGGAGCAGACGCCAAUCGAGCAAAGGAGGGAACUUCUUUAAUUUGUCAGGUGUGUGAAAAAGCAAGCAGUCCUAAACUGGUGGAACUGUUACUGAAUAGUGGGUCCCAUGAACAAGACGUACGGAAAGCGCUGGCAAUAAGCAUCGGGAAAGGCGACAGCCAGAUCAUCAGUUUGCUGUUAAAGAGACUUGCCCUGGAUCUGGCCAACAACAGCAUAUGCCUCGGCGGAUUCUGUAUCGGGAAAAUCGAACCUUCUUGGCUUGGUCCUUUAUUUCCAGACAAGACAUGUAAUUCAAGAAAAGAAAUAAAUAUAGGAUCCACACUAGCGAGAAUGGUCCUCAGAUACCAGACGAAAAGUUCUGUGGCAGAGGGAGCAGCCUCAGGCAGCAAUGGGGAUUUUUCUGAGCAAGUACUUGAUAAAUUUGACCAAUGGACCUUCAUUCCUGAGUCCUACGUGGACAGUGUGUUUGGACAAAGUGAUGACCUAGAUAGCGAAGGAAGUGAAGGUUCAUUUCUUGUGAAAAAGAAGUCAAGUUCGAUUAGUGUAGGAGAAUUUUACCGAGAUCCUGCCUUGCAACGUUGUUCACCAAAUUUGCAAAGUCAUUCCAGUUCACUGAUAACCAUUUGCCCAGCUAAAUUAUCCACUUAUAUUUCCAUUGUUUGUCUGCUUUUGACAAAAGGGUCAUCAAAACUUCCAUCCCAUAUGAGGCAUUCAGACAGCACUUCUUCCCUGGCUUCUGAGAGAGAAUAUAUUACAUCCCUAGAUCUUUCAGCCAACGAACUCAGAGAUAUUGAUGCCCUAAGCCAGAAGUGCUGCAUCAGUGGUCAUCUGGAGCACCUGGCAAGGCUGGAGCUUCACCAGAACGCACUCACGGGCUUCCCACAGCGGCUAUGUGAAGUGCUGAAGUGUUUGACGCACUUGGACUUGCACAGUAAUAAGUUCACAGCGUUUCCCUCCUACUUGUUGAAAAUGAAUUGUAUUGCCAACCUUGAUGUCUCUCGAAAUGACAUUGGGCCCUCGAUAGUUUUGGAUCCUGCAGUGAAGUGUCCGACCUUGAAACAGUUCAACCUGUCAUAUAACCAGCUCUCUUCUGUUCCCGAGAACUUGGGCGAUGUGGCAGAGAAACUGGAGCAGCUGACUUUAGAAGGAAAUAAAAUAUCAGGAAUGUGUUCUCCCCUGAGCCUGAAGGAACUGAAGAUUUUAAAUCUGAGUAAAAACAACAUUUCAUCCCUGUCAGAGGACUUUCUUGAGGCUUGUCCUAAAGUGGAGAGUUUCAGCGCCAGAAUGAACUCCCUUGCUGCUAUGCCUUUUUUACCUUCUUCUAUGACAAACAUCAAAUUAUCUCAAAACAGAUUUACGUGUGUUCCAGAAGCAAUUUUAAAUCUUCCACACUUGCGAUCAUUAGACAUGAGCAGCAACGAAAUUAAAUACCUACCAAGUCCUGCACACUGGAAAUCUUUGAACUUAAGGGAACUCUUGUUUAGUCAUAAUCAGAUCAGCAUCUUGGACUUGAGCGAAAAAGCACAUGCAUGGUCUAGAGUAGAGAAACUACAUCUUUCUCAUAAUAAACUGAAAGAGAUUCCUCCUGAGAUUGGCUGUCUUGAAAACCUGACAUCUCUUGAUGUUAGUUACAACUUGGAACUGAGAUCCUUUCCCAAUGAAAUGGGGAAAUUGAGCAAAAUAUGGGAUCUUCCUUUGGAUGAGCUGCGUCUUAAUUUUGAUUUUAAGCAUAUAGGAUGUAAAGCCAAAGACAUCAUAAGGUUUCUUCAACAGCGGUUAAAAAAGGCUGUGCCCUAUAACCGCAUGAAACUUAUGAUUGUGGGAAACACGGGGAGUGGUAAAACCACCUUACUGCAGCAAUUAAUGAAAACCAAGAAAUCAGAUGCUGAGAUGCAGAGUGCCACCGUUGGCAUAGACGUGAAGGACUGGCCUAUCCAAAUAAGAGGCAAAAGGAAGAAAGACCUGAUUCUAAAUGUGUGGGAUUUCGCAGGUCGGGAGGAAUUCUACAGCACGCACCCGCACUUCAUGACCCCACGAUCCCUGUACCUCGCCGUCUAUGACCUCAGCAAAGGACAGGCGGAAGUUGAUGCUAUGAAGCCUUGGCUAUUCAAUAUAAAGGCUAGAGCUUCCUCUUCCCCUGUGAUUCUUGUGGGCACACAUUUGGAUGUUUCUGAUGAGAAGCAGCGCAAAGCCUGCAUCAGUAAAAUCAACAAGGAGCUCUUGAACAAGCGGGGGUUUCCCGCAAUCCGCGAUUACCACUUUGUGAACGCCACCGAGGAAUCCGAUGCUUUGGCAAAACUUCGGAAAACCAUCAUAAAUGAGAGCCUCAAUUUCAAGAUCCGAGAUCAGCCUGUUGUUGGGCAGCUGAUUCCAGACUGCUAUGUAGAACUUGAGAAAAUCAUUUUAUCGGAGCGUAAAAAUGUGCCAAUUGAAUUUCCUGUAAUUGACCGGAAACGAUUAUUACAACUCGUGAAAGAAAAUCAACUGCAGUUAGAUGAAAAUGAGCUUCCUCAUGCAGUGCACUUCCUAAAUGAAUCAGGGGUCCUUCUUCAUUUCCAAGACCCAGCACUGCAGUUAAGUAACUUAUAUUUUGUGGAACCCAAGUGGCUCUGUAAAGUCAUGGCACAGAUUUUGACAGAGAAAGUAGAAGGCGGUCCAAAAUAUCCUAAAGGAAUUAUUUCACGUAGAAGUGUGGAAAAAUUUCUUUCAAAGAAAAAGAGAUUUCCAAAGAACUACACACAACAGUACUUCAAACUCCUAGAAAAAUUUCAGAUUGCCUUGCCAAUAGGAGAAGAACAUUUGCUGGUUCCAAGCAGUCUGUCUGACCACAGGCCUGUGAUAGAGCUCCCCCAUUGUGAGAACUCUGAAAUUAUCAUUCGACUAUAUGAAAUGCCUUAUUUUCCAAUGGGAUUUUGGUCAAGAUUAAUCAAUCGAUUACUUGAAAUUUCACCUUACAUGCUUUCAGGUAGAGAACGAGCGCUUCGCCCAAACAGAAUGUAUUGGCGACAAGGCAUCUAUUUGAAUUGGUCUCCUGAAGCUUACUGCCUGGUAGAAUCUGAAGUCUUAGAUAAUCAUCCAGAGAGUUUCCUAAAAAUUACAGUUCCUUCUUGUAGAAAAGGCUGUAUUAUUUUGGGACAAGUUGUGGACCACAUUGAUUCUCUCAUGGAAGAAUGGUUUCCUGGGUUAUUGGAGAUUGAUAUUUGUGGUGAAGGAGAAACUUUGUUGAAGAAAUGGGCAUUAUACAGUUUUAAUGAUGGCGAAGAACAUGAAAAAAUCUUACUUGAUGACUUGAUGAAGAAAGCAGAAGAAGGAGACCUCCUAGUAAAUCCAGAUCAACCAAGGCUCACCCUUCCAAUAUCCCAGAUUGCUCCUGACUUGAUUUUGGCUGACCUGCCUAGAAAUAUUAUGUUGAACAGUGAAAAAUUGGAGUUUGAACAAGCUCCCGAAUUUCUCUUAGGUGAUGGCAGUUUUGGAUCAGUUUAUCGAGCAACCUACGAAGGAGAUGAAGUGGCUGUAAAGAUAUUUAAUAAACAUACAUCACUUAGACUGUUAAGACAGGAGCUGGUGGUGCUUUGCCACCACCGCCACCCCAGCUUGGUCUUUUUGCUGGCGGCUGGGAUUCGUCCCCGGAUGCUGGUGAUGGAGCUGGCCCCCAAGGGCUCCCUGGACCGCCUGCUGCAGCAGGACACAGCCAGCCUCACGCGGACUCUGCAGCAUAGGAUCGCGCUCCAUGUGGCUGACGGCUUGAGAUACCUCCACUCGGCCAUGAUUAUAUACCGGGAUCUGAAGCCCCACAAUGUACUGCUCUUCACCCUGUAUCCCAAUGCCGCCAUCAUUGCCAAGAUCGCUGACUACGGGAUUGCUCAGUACUGCUGCAGGAUGGGCAUCAAAACCUCGGAGGGCACACCAGGCUUUCGUGCACCUGAAGUUGCUAGAGGAAAUGUAAUUUAUAACCAACAGGCUGAUGUUUAUUCAUUUGGUUUACUACUGUAUGACAUUUUGACAACUGGAGGUAGAAUAGCAGAGGGUUUGAAGUUUCCAAAUGAGUUUGAUGAAUUGGCAAUACAAGGCAAAUUACCAGAUCCAGUUAAAGAAUAUGGUUGUGCCCCGUGGCCUAUGGUUGAGAAGUUAAUUAAAAGCUGUUUAAAAGAAAAUCCUCAAGAAAGGCCUACAUCUGCCCAGGUCUUUGACAUUUUGAACUCGGCGGAGUUAAUCUGUCUGAUGAGACACAUACCCAUUCCCAAAAGCUUCACUGUGGAGUGCAUGGUUGCUGCAAACCAGAGCUGCAAGAAUGCCAGCAUCUGGCUGGGCUGCGGGCCCAGGGACAGAGGCCAACUCUCCCUUCUUGACUUAACUACUGAAAGACUUACUUCGGAGGAAGUUACCAAUAGCAGAAUACUGUGCCUCACCUUGGUGCACCUGCCUGUGGAAAAGGAAAGUUGGAUUGUGUCUGGGACACAGUCCGGCGAGCUCCUCGUCAUUAAUUCCGAAGAUGGGAAAAAGAUGCAUACCCUUGAAAAGAUGACCGAUUCUGUUACUUGCUUGCAUUGCAAUUCCAUUUCCAAACAAAGGUACACUAGUAAAUUUGACCACUGGGAUAGAAGAAAAAUGAAUAGUAGUGACCUUCUUUUUUCCCCUCCUAGGUUUUCUUAUGCAGCUGUCAGUGACUCCAACAUCAUAGCAGUGGUGGCGGACAGGGUUCUCUACAUUGCUAAGAAAAAUAGCCCAUUUGUGGAAGUGUGGGAUAAGAAAACGGAAAAACUCUGUGAACUAAUAGACUGUGCGCACUUUUUAAAGGAGGAAAUGGUGGAAGUGAACAAGGAGUCCAAACACAAUAUGUCUUACUCGGGGAGAGUGAAAACUCUCUGCCUUCAGAAGAACAGUGCUCUCUGGAUUGGAACCGGGGGAGGCUACAUGCUACUCCUUGACCUUUCGACUCUCAGGCUCAUCCGUAUAAUUCACGACUUCUGUGACUCUGUCCGAGUCAUGAUGACAGCGCAGAUAGGAAACCUUAAAAAUGCCAUGUUGGUUUUGGGAUAUACCUGGAAAAAUACUGAAGAUAUGCAACACCAAAAAGAAUUACAAUCUUGCUUGUCUAUUUGGGACAUCAAUCUUCCACAUGAAGUGCAAAAUUUAGAAAAACAUAUUGAAGUGAGAAAAGAAUUAGCUGAAAGAAUGAGAAGAAUAACUGUUGAAUAAGAGGGAUAUCACAUAUUUUUAUCUUUGGAUGGGAAAAUUAAUCUCUUCUCUUGUAAAUACUUCUUUAAAAAAUGUUUACAUAUGAAAAGGGUAUUCCCACUUUUUGAAGUAGCUCAUGUGUAUAUGAAGGAAUGUUUAUAUGUUUUAUUUUAAAGGUAAAUAUUGUAAAAAUAGUUGCCAUUGAAAAAGAUCUAUUUAAAAUGUAAUA
Myotis davidii is the source of this 7784-nucleotide messenger RNA. It is a transcript of the gene LRRK2, whose product is annotated as leucine-rich repeat kinase 2. The transcript is spliced from 48 exons. NCBI's taxonomy places the organism in Eukaryota, Metazoa, Chordata, Mammalia, Chiroptera, Vespertilionidae. The record is from RefSeq and is a predicted model, not a curated record. Gene Ontology annotation, molecular function: ATP binding; protein binding; protein kinase activity. Bases 182 to 7576 code for a protein of 2464 amino acids. Gene Ontology annotation, biological process: protein phosphorylation.